CCUGAGCACUUAUUUCGGCUGCGCACAGAUUUGGCUUGACACCGGACACAUUUAAGAGUAACACGAGAAGUCCAAGUAUGCGGAAGUGUUUGUUUUGGUGUCACUUAAGUGUUCUCCAUUGUCUAUUGUCUCCUUGUCACACGGCGGUGGUUUGACUUGCUAAGAUGGCGAGUAAACAGUCGCUGCCCUUUUAAGUCCACCACACCCUCAGGUUUGUUCGUUCGCUUGCUUGUUUUGUCAGCGCGUUGGUUUUAUAGCAAGUGCCAUUGUUUGACACGUCUUCAUUCUCCGCUCGCUCCGGCCGAGUGACUCGUCUUCUUCCUGACACGCAAACAUCGCGUCCACAAUGUGUCAUCUUCAGCUGAGGACUCUGCUUUUUGGCGCCUGGCUGUUGGCUUACGUCACCUUUCUGCUCUCCAUCAGGAGAAUGUGGACCAUCAGGCACUCUCGGAGUCCACUGGCACGCACACUCUUUGCGAACAUGUUGAACGAAGGUGAGGGAACUGCACUGGAGACUCACCAGUGGUACCACUGCAGUCCUGAUCUACUGGGUGAAUCUGUGCGACCCCGGUUUGUUCAGAGCCAUCUGGACUUGGGCACAACGGCUUUCCUCAAGCAGAGCGUGGAGAAGUCUACUUGGCUGUUCACUCAACUCUACCAUUCCUUUGUAUCAACUGUUCUCUCGCCUGUGGUCUCACGUACCUCCAUCAAUGGGUUUCUGGGUCGCGGCUCCAUGUUUGUGUUUUCUGUGGAGCAGUUUCAGCGACUUCUCAACAUAGACCCCGACUGGAAGGCCCCAAGACUCCUGGACCUUGGUGCAGGUGAUGGUGCCGUUACAGAAAUGAUGCGAGGCCACUUCCAAGAGGUCUAUGCCACUGAGAUCUCGCCACCAAUGAAAUGGCAUCUUCAAAGGAGGAAUUUCAGAUUACUGGGUAUAGACGAGUGGCAGCAGAGUGGGCUUCAAUUCGAUGUGAUCAGUUGUCUAAACCUGCUGGACCGCUGCGACGAUCCUUUGCUUCUCUUGCGGGCCAUCCGGCGAUCACUCGUUCCGCACACGGGACGACUCAUCCUGGCAACUGUUCUUCCUUUCCAGGCUUGGGUGGAAAUCGGAGGGACAUGGCAGCGUCCCAAAGAACACCUGAUCAUACACGGGAAGACGUGGGAGGAGCAAGUCACCAUCCUGACACAUGACCUUUUCCAAAUGGAGGGCUUUGAAGUGGAGGCAGUGAGCCGCUUGCCGUACCUCUGUGAAGGGGAUAUGUAUGAGGAUUACUAUGUUCUGGAUGAUGCAGUGUUUGUCCUGAAGGCCUCAGUCACAACUGAAACAUCACAUCAAUGAUGAACAAAAGCAGCAAUUUUGUCAAAAUCAACUCUCCCUGGGUUGGUAGCCAUUGAAAGAACUGACUCAUUGUUUAUUUAUCUCGAAGGAGCUCAGGUUUUACAUUGUCAAAUUGUUGUGUGUGUGCCUGUUUGCAGAAAGUUGUGGUUCUUUAAGUAUGCGGUUUCUUACACUGCAUCAAAUGUGAAAUUAAAAAUGUAUGUAUACAUUUUGUAAAGCCAAUUUGGAAUCAACAAAUAUUCGUUAUUUUAAUGUUUUUACGUGAUUUAUUCUGUACUGUAUAGUGUACACAUGUAAAGACAUAAAUCAAUCACUCUGGCGUCUAGAAUAAUAAUGUGAGCCAAGUCGAGUAUCAAAGUAUCUUCCAUCCAUCCAUCCAUCCAUCCAUCCAUCUUCUUCCACUUAUCUGAGGUCGGGUCGUGGGGGCAGCAGCCUAAGCAGGGAAGUCUGGGCUUCCCUCUCCCCAGCCACUUCGUCUAGCUCUUCCCGGGGGAUCCUGAGGCGUUCCCAGGCCAGCCAGGAGACGUAGUCUUCCCAACGUGUCCUGGGUCUUCCCCGUGGCCUCCUACCGGUUGGACGUGCCCUAAACACCUCCCUCUGGAGGCGUUCGGGUGGCAUCCUGACCAGAUGCCCGAACCACCUCAGCACAUAAUGGGGACAUAUGGGGUCCAAGACUUAAGUGUCUUUGAGGUGUCUUUUUUUAAUACUUAUGUGAAAAUGUUUUCCUUUUUUAUAGCGUUAUGUGAAUGUCUGUUGUCACUGCACAAUGCUGCAUUAAAUCAUGCCAAAAAAUGGUGAAUAUUUGUGUUAAAAGAGUACAUUAAGUUCCCAAAUAAAAAGCUCUUUACAUUUUGCAA
Nerophis ophidion (straightnose pipefish) is the source of this 2196-nucleotide messenger RNA. It is a transcript of the gene mettl9, whose product is annotated as methyltransferase 9, His-X-His N1-histidine. Bases 347 to 1339 code for a protein of 330 amino acids. The record is from RefSeq and is a predicted model, not a curated record. Lineage: Eukaryota; Metazoa; Chordata; Actinopteri; Syngnathiformes; Syngnathidae. The transcript is spliced from 5 exons. Gene Ontology annotation, molecular function: protein-L-histidine N-pros-methyltransferase activity.